CAAGGAAAUCUAUCAAUUCUUCUUUUCGCCUGUGUGCAGAUCAGACGUCCGCCUUGUAUAUCUACUGGAAACUCGUCAAGGAGUCACCGGUUGCAAUCACAGAUCCUUCCGGCGGAGGAUACCGCUAUAAUGGGUGAUUUUCACCUAAGUGGACUUUAUAACAGUUUUCGUGUCCGCGGAUUUUAAUAGAAAACAACACAUCUUGACGCACGCUAGCUAACGUUAGUUCUCGCCACUGUCCUAUGGUGUUGUCUUGGUGAAAGUCUUCAAACGAGGGAUAUACAAGGAAUCUUACUUGGAGACGGUCCUAAACCGCAAACAUGUCGGGGGCGUCUGUAAAAGUUGCCGUUCGAGUUCGGCCCUUCAACUCUAGGGAGACUAGCAAAGACUCAAAAUGUAUCAUUCAAAUGCAAGGCAACACUACAACUAUUGUCAACCCCAAAGCCCCAAAGGAACCAGCAAAGACCUUCAGUUUCGAUUACUCCUACUGGUCACACACUACGCCGGAAGACCCCGGCUUUGCUUCACAGAACCUUGUGUACAAUGAUAUUGGCAAGGAAAUGCUGGCGCAUGCGUUUGAGGGCUACAACGUCUGCAUCUUUGCUUAUGGCCAGACAGGAGCUGGCAAGUCCUACACCAUGAUGGGCAGGCAGGAGGAGGGGCAGGAAGGAAUCAUUCCCAUGCUCUGUGAAGAUCUAUUUGAGAAAAUCAAUGAAGACAACAACAAAGACCAGCUCGCCUACUCGGUAGAGGUCAGUUACAUGGAGAUCUACUGUGAGCGGGUGCGAGAUUUGCUAAACCCUAAGAACAAAGCGAAUUUACGAGUGCGAGAGCAUCCUUUACUGGGUCCCUACGUGGAGGACCUGUCCAAGCUAGCUGUCACCUCCUAUACAGACAUUGCUGACCUCAUGGAUGCAGGCAACAAGGCCAGAACUGUGGCUGCCACCAACAUGAAUGAGACCAGCAGCAGGUCCCAUGCUGUGUUCACCAUCGUCUUCACACAGAAGAAACAUGACAGCGAAACAGAUAACUCAACAGAAAAGGUCAGUAAAAUUAGUCUGGUGGACUUGGCAGGGAGUGAACGAGCAGAUUCCACUGGUGCUACAGGUACCAGGCUAAAGGAGGGAGCAAACAUCAACAAAUCUCUCACCACGUUAGGAAAGGUUAUCUCUGCCUUGGCUGAAGUGGAUAACUCUACCAGCAAGAGCAAGAAGAAGAAGAAGACUGACUUCAUCCCGUACAGAGACUCUGUCCUAACAUGGCUGCUGAGGGAGAACCUUGGUGGAAACUCACGAACAGCCAUGGUAGCUGCCCUCAGUCCUGCAGACAUCAACUACGAUGAAACCCUCGGCACACUCCGCUAUGCUGACCGAGCAAAGAACAUCAAAUGUAAUGCUAUCAUCAAUGAGGAUCCCAACAAUAAGCUGGUGCGGGACCUCAAGGAUGAAGUGUCUCGACUGAAGGAACUGCUCCGUGCUCAGGGCCUGGGAGACAUCCUCGACAUUGAUCCUAUGGGGGAUGAUUGCCCAGGAAGUGGAUUCAAAUGUGACAGUUCUCAAAUCUUUAGAGUGCCACUUCUCAGUUCUCAAACUGAGGCUCCGAGUUACAGACGGAAAGACCUCAAAGACAUUCAGAACAAUAAGCAUAGAUACUUGAUAGCCUCAGAGAACCAACGCCCUGGCCAUUUCUCCACAGCCCCUAUUGGUUCCCUGACAGCUUCACCAUCCUCUGGCUCGCUGUGCAACCAGGGGGGCCUUCAGUCUGUCACCAGCAUCCAGGAGCGCAUCAUGUCCACCCCUGGAGGAGAAGAGGCAAUCGAAAGACUCAAGGAAUCAGAAAAGAUCAUUGCCGAGCUCAAUGAAACCUGGGAAGAGAAACUGCGAAAGACUGAGGCAAUUCGCAUGGAGAGGGAGGCCUUGCUUGCAGAGAUGGGUGUGGCAAUCCGUGAAGACGGAGGCACUUUGGGGGUCUUCUCUCCUAAAAAGACUCCACACCUGGUUAACCUGAAUGAGGAUCCUCUCAUGUCGGAGUGUCUGCUGUACUACAUCAAAGACGGGAUUACAAGGGUGGGGCAGGCUGAUGCUGAAAGACGACAGGACAUUGUUUUAAGUGGUGCUCAUAUCAAGGAAGAGCACUGCAUCUUCCGCAGCGAGAGGAAUGCCAAUGGAAAAGUUGUCGUCAUGCUGGUGCCCUGCGAGGGAUCAGAAACCUACGUCAACGGCAAGCGUGUUGAGGAUUCAAUCCAGCUUCGCUCAGGUAACCGUAUCAUUAUGGGAAAGAACCACGUGUUCCGGUUCAACCACCCAGAGCAGGCCCGAGCUGAAAGGGAGAAGACGCCAACUGCUGAAACCCCCGUGGAGCCGGUGGAUUGGACCUUUGCUCAGAGAGAACUUCUGGAGAAGCAGGGCAUCGACAUGAAGCAGGAGAUGGAGAAAAGGCUCACUGAGAUGGAAAUCUUGUACAAGAAGGAGAAGGAGGAAGCAGACCAGCUUCUGGAGCAACAGCGACUGGUGUACGAGAGCAAAUUGCAGGAACUUCAGAAACAGGUGGAGACUAUUUCUCUGGUAGCCGAGACACCUGAUGAAGAAGAGUUGGAUGACGAGGAGGAAGAGGAAGUGCCAUGGACUCAACACGAGUUUGAGUUGGCUCAGUGGGCUUUCAGGAAGUGGAGGUACCAUCAGUUCACCUCCCUCCGUGACCAGCUGUGGGGAAACGCCGUCUACCUGAAGGAGGCCAACGCCAUUAGUGUGGAGCUGAAGAAAAAAGUCCAGUUUCAGUUUGUCUUGCUCACAGACACUCUCUACUCUCCGCUGCCCCCUGAGCUUGUUUCGCCAGAGCCGGAGAAAGACCGUGACUCCAGGCCUUUCCCCCGCACCGUGGUGGCCGUGGAAGUUCAGGACCUGAAGAAUGGAGCCACACACUACUGGUCCCUUGAUAAACUCAAGCAGAGGCUGGAGCAGAUGAGAGAGAUGUAUGACCGUGCUGGAGAAAUGGCUUCUACAAACCAAGAGGACGGCGAAGGCUCUCUGACAGGAAAUGAUCCCUUCUAUGACCGCUUCCAUUGGUUUAAACUCGUGGGGAGCUCCCCCAUCUUCCACGGUUGUGUUAAUGAGCGGCUGGCCGACCGCACGCCCUCUCCUACCUUCUCCACCACUGACUCGGAGAUCACAGAGCUGGCGGACGAGCGCCAGAGCGAGAUGUCUGACUUGAUUGACGAUGAGGCUUUUGUGGACGACACCAGCUCAGAUGCCGGCACCGAAGAGGGCUCGGACAUCUUCAGCGACGGCCAGGAUCCCUUCUAUGACCGCUCCCCCUGGUUCAUCCUGGUGGGAAGAGCUUUCGUGUACCUGAGCAACCUGCUGUACCCUGUGCCGCUGGUGCACCGUGUUGCCAUAGUAACAGAGAAGGGCGAGGUGCGUGGUUUCCUGCGUGUGGGGGUCCAGGCUAUAGCUGCUGACGAGGAGGCCCCAGACUACGGGUCAGGAGUUAGACAGUCAGGAACCGCCAAGAUUUCCUUUGAUGACGAGUACUUCAAAAAGAAUGACUUUACCUCCACGGUUAUGACCCGCUCCGGCCUGUCCCUGGAAGAGCUGCGCAUUGUGGAGGGUCAGGGCCAGAGUUCAGAGGUCACCACACCCUCAGAGGAGCUCAACAGAAUCAAUGACAUGGACCUCAAGCUGAGUAACAUCGCUGACCCCAAGCUGAGCUGUGGUGACGGUCUGGACGGCCAGCUGGAGGUGGGCAGCAUCUUUACCUUCCGUGUUACUGUGCUCCAGGCCAGCAGUGUCCCACCGGAGUACGCAGACAUCUUCUGCCAAUUCAAUUUCCUGCAUCGUCAUGACGAGGCUUUUUCCACUGAGCCUCUGAAGAACACCGGCAAAGGAGCUCCUCUGGGCUUUUACCACGUCCAGAACGUUUCAGUUGAGGUCACAGAGUCCUUCAUUGAGUACAUCAAGACUAAGCCCAUCGUGUUUGAAGUGUUCGGCCACUACCAGCAGCACCCGCUGCAUCUUCAUGGCCAGGAACUGAUCAGUCCUCCAACACAGUCAAGGAAGUACUACCCUAUUCCCAUGCCUCUGUCUCGACCAGUUCCAGCCACCAAGUUGAACACCAUCACCAAGUCCAACCUGGGUCAGUGCGUCAGCAAGUACGACCUGCUGGUCUGGUUUGAGAUCAGCGAGCUGGAGCCCACCGGAGAGUACAUCCCAGCUGUAGUGGAUCACAGCGGAGGACUGCCCUGCAACGGGACCUACCUGCUGCACCAGGGGAUCCAGCGGAGGAUCACGGUGACUCUCAUCCAUGAGAAGGGAAGCGAGCUCCACUGGAAGGACGUUCGCGAGCUGGUCGUGGGUCGUAUCAGGAGCAAGACUGAAGUGGACGAUAGCGCUGCUGAUGCGGUCCUGUCCCUCAACAUCAUCUCUGCCAAGAACAUCAAGUCGUCCCACAACUCCAACAGGACUUUCUACCGCUUCGAGGCAGUGUGGGACAGCUCCCUUCACAACUCCCUUCUGCUGAACCGAGUCACUCCUUAUGGAGAGAAGAUCUACAUGACCCUGUCUGCAUAUCUGGAGCUGGACCAUUGCAUCCAGCCUGCUAUUAUUACCAAAGACAUCUGCAUGGUCUUCUACUCUCGAGACGCUAAGAUCUCCCCUCCCCGUUCCCUCAGGAACCUCUUCGGGAGUGGAUACUCCAAAAGCCCCGACUGCAAUCGCGUCACUGGCAUCUACGAGCUGAGCUUGUGCAAGAUGUCUGACACUGGAAGCCCAGGGAUGCAGCGGAGGAGGAGGAAGAUCCUGGACACGUCGGUGGCUUAUGUGCGUGGAGAGGAGAACCUGGCCGGCUGGAGGCCCAGAGGAGACAGCCUGAUCCUGGAGCACCAAUGGGAGCUCGAGAAAAUGGAGCAGCUGCAUGAGGUGGAGAAGACCCGUCACCUGCUCCUGCUGAGGGAGAAGCUGGGAGACGAUGCUCCAGUGGGAACAGCUCCCACCACCAAGUCCCUGAGCGAGUUGCUGUCCCCCAGCAUGAGUACAGGCAGCCUCUCCACCUCCACCUCCAUCUCCUCGCAGAUCUCCAGCACCACCUUUGAAAGCGCCAUCACGCCCAGCGAGAGCAGCGGCUACGACUCGGCCGACAUCGAGAGCCUGGUGGAUCGUGAGAAGGAGCUGGCUACCAAGUGCCUGCGCCUCCUGACACAUACCUUCAACAGUGAAUACAACCAAGUGGUGAACAGCAUCAGUGACUGCAAGCUGUCUGACAUCUCACCAAUGGGACGUGACCCAUCAGUGACGAGCUUCAGCAGCGCCACCCUCACCCCCUCCUCCACCUGCCCCUCUCUGUCCGACUCGCGCUGUGGUUCCAUGGACCAGAAGACCCCAGAGAACAGCUCCCGUGCCUCUAGUCCCUCCUGCUCGGACUAUGAAAACUUCCCGAUGGUUCCCACACUGGAAACCUCCUACCUGGCACGGGCUGGGAAGAACGAGUUCCUCAACUUGGUUCCUGAUAUUGAAGAAAUGAGGCCAGGAUCGGUAGUUUCAAAGAAAGGUAUCUUAAGCUUCAUGGAGCCGCGCUCCAACUCGUGGGUGAAGCACUUUGUGGUUGUGCGCCGGCCCUACGUCUUCAUCUACAACAGCGACAAGGACCCGGUGGAGCGGGGUGUCCUCAACCUCUCCACAGCACAGGUGGAAUAUAGUGAAGACCAGCAGGCCAUGCUCAAGACUCCCAACACGUUUGCCGUGUGCACAAAACAUCGAGGAAUCCUCCUGCAGGCCAACAACGAGAAGGACAUGAACGACUGGUUGUACGCUUUUAACCCCCUGCUCGCAGGAACAAUAAGAUCUAAGCUGGCGAGGAGGCGCAGCGGCCUAAUGAAGAACUGAGUGGGUCGACCGGCACACAGAAAGACCACGGCUUCCGUUCUUUCUGGAAAGCCUUUUGAACAUACCAAGUGUUAACACUUAUUAAUCAUUGUGAUUCUUGACAGUUUUCUCUUGUAAGUAGACUUGUGGCUUAAGUCUCCUUUCAUGUGACUAAAAGUUUCAGUUCCAGAGAAAUUUGCCUCCCCCUCACCCUCCCACAACCCUCUGCCAACUUAGCUUUCCUCCGCUCUAUUUCUCUUCCCCUCCUCCUCCUCCGCUUUUUGUGUUUUUGUUUUUAUGACAAUGUUUGGGUCUAAUUUUGUUCCGCUUCGUUGUCAUUCCCUAACUCCCUAACUAGUAGCAUGUUGUAAUAGUCUACUUGUGUGUGCACGAUUCUUCAGAAACGGUUCUUUCUGGCCACUAAUUUUCAGUUUGCCAAUCAUCUGUAAAGAAAUUGUCUCUAUCAGUGUUAUCUGUCUCCCGAGAAGAGUUUGAUUUCUAUAAUUAUUUUAUAAUAUGCCCGCAUGAUAACUUGCAGCAGUCCUCAGGAGAAGACCAGGUUUGCUUACUCAAAAUAAAUGUAAACGAAUCAGAUAACCUACGAUUGAAACCAUGAAGGGAAAAUAUAGAAAUCUCUCCAAGUGACGUAUCAGUUCACGUUCUGCUACAGAAAGCUAGGCUACUUCAAGAUCUAUUGCUGCUAAUGAAUUCAUAGGUUUUUCUUCUCUUCAUGAGAUGCAUUAGGUCGCUGUCCUCCAGCUCCCCUCUGCCGUCUCCUGAACAACCUUUAGAAGCAAAAUGUUAAGUCUGAAAAAUGUGUAUCAGCGAGACCUGAGGGCAGCGCUGGGUUCCCACUGUCAUCCGUGUGAUAUUUAGAUCCCACUCCUCAGUCUGUGCACAUUCACCUACGCCAACCCCGAUAGUGCCGUCAGCCAGCGAUUACUUACAAUCAUGCAUUUGUGUCAACAUCCAAAAUGUGUGAAGAUUAUUUCAUAUCUCAGCAGUGAAAACGUGAUGAUUGAUUGUUCCUGCGGGAGUAGAUAUUUGCCCCCUUUUGCUAUUUCAUCUUAAGAAACAGGGUUUCAAGGAGAGGAGGAGGAAGACUGACAGUGCUCUAAGGAGAGAAUAUGAUUUGUACAUACAGCCUGUUCUGGGAUCAGUGUGGUAGUUAACUCUCAUUUAAGACAUUCCUCUCAGCUCCUCAAGCUCUUUUUUCCUACACUAGCAUGUUAUAACUAUUUAGUUUAACCAUCCCAGGCGUGUGAUACCGAAGACAAAACAAAAACCUGGUGAAAUGGGAAGAAGUAAGAAUGAAGUUGCAACGCUCUAGCCUUGAUGCCAGUAGAUUACUGAUGAAGCUGCUAGCACAGCCUGCAGGACAGAUGAUGAAUAGUCUAUCCCGUGACUCCCCUCACUGUCAUGAUAGUGAAGUACUUACUGUUCAGCAGCACCACAGGUUGCCAUGUGUUCAUUUUCUAUUUGUGUUCUUGAAUUGAAGCUCAUCUAACUCAUUUGGGUUGACCUUUUUUUUUUUAUAAUUAACAUUAGGUUUAUUUUCUAUUAUGCUUUUAAUCAUUCCACAAUGAAGUUGUAAAUGAAAUGUAACAGAGGGCAUUUAUUUCUUAAGUUGUAACCAGCUUUAUUGGUGUUUAACCUUACUUUGCACAUUAACACAUAUCUAUAGCAAGACAAGGGCAGAUGACACAUGUUGAGUCCAAGAUUAUUUCUGAAUAUCAGGAAUACUGAUAAGAGCACAUAUCAAGGCUACACUGGAUAGCUGUUUAUUAGAAGGAAAGAAGUGAUAUUUAAAGGGACGACAUAUACGCAAAGGUUUUAUUUCUGAUAUUGUUUGUGGAAAUAUUUGCUCUGUACAUCGUACUACAGCUGCUACAUUUGGCUCCUAUUAAAGUAUGCCUCUGUUUCUUCAAAUGGUGACUGUGAUACACAGAUGGGCGUUAGAAGCUCUGGCCAACCAACCAGUAGUAUGCCCACUGUAUUAUAUGCUGGAGACAUUAGGGUUGAACGUGUUGGAACAGAGGCAGCCAUCGCCUGUUACAAGUAGUAGUGGAAUUAUUGGGUACAUAUCUUUAUUGUUUGCUGAUGUAAAGGCACCAAACAUUUGCGUCAGAAUGAGUGAAAAUUGCGGAGCGUCACUGCCCUCGGGUCAGCCAACCUGCUGGUCAGAAAAACAAAAACCUGCUGAGAAAACGUUUUGUCUGUUGAGGAAAAUAAUACUAAUGAAAACCCCCUCUAUGCACUGAUGAUGCCUCUAAGUGCAAGGUACCUCACACUCGAUAUGAAGGCCUGUCAGAGCAAACAUUUUCACUUCGCUGACUAAUUUGCAGAGGUGUAUUAUUUUGGAUUGUGUAUUUAUUGUUUGCAAUGUAUAUAUUAGUUUGCAGCUGUUUGCACAUAUUAAUAAAAGGUUCAACUAACUGAUCAAAUAAAGUCUGUGCGGUUUAGUUGUUCUACUCAGAGUGAACCAAAUGAUGGUGUGGCAGCCUCUUGCAGUCUGAACUGGGAGAGCGUUGAAUGUACUAUGAAGUUUUUUUCCAUCGUUUGAAAAUGUAAAAAAAGGUAAAGAAGAGAACUAAAAUGUAACCCACUGCAUCUUCCUCAGGGGAGGUGAGUUACUUUAGUGCUUCCUCUUUAUUAGAACGGGGUUUGAGUGAAAGUCUGCUUUUUGAUUUUAAGAAUAUUUACUCACUACUCAACCUAGCGAGCCACUUGAAUUAUAACAAAACAAGGGUGGUUUUUAACUCAUUUUAUUUUUUUCUAAUAUCAGGGAAUAUAAUACAAAGUAGCUAGUGACAUCUAAAAUGACAGUAUACUAUUGUUGUGCUGGUGUCUUUCUUCACCUCAACACUCUUUUUUUUUUUUUUUUUUUUCCGUUGAUGCCUUUCAAAACAAAACUAGCCAUGAUAUUUCCCAUCUUCCCCUCUGACAAUUAGUAUUACUUAACUAGGUUCCCUUUGGAUUUGUUCACCAAAAGAAAAAAAGACAAACCACGACAUUAACACUGUACAUUAUUUGUCAGACUGGUUUCAUUUUCAUACUUAUUUUGUAAAUAUCUGUGUUGUAUGGAGCUUGAAUUAAAAUGUAAAUAUGUUUACUGUAUUUGUAAUAAUUAUAAUCCAUUCGCUGUAUAGCAUAGAUGUGUCAUGCAGAUAUCCUAAUUCUGUGUAUGGUAAUCUUGCACCAUUGAACUGUUUAGUGAAUGAGGCAACAAUAAAAGUGCAAACUGUGCAUUAGCAGAACAAGU
Messenger RNA from Cottoperca gobio, 9117 nucleotides. RefSeq names its product kinesin family member 1B (gene kif1b). NCBI's taxonomy places the organism in Eukaryota, Metazoa, Chordata, Actinopteri, Perciformes, Bovichtidae. Gene Ontology annotation, molecular function: ATP binding; microtubule motor activity; microtubule binding. Gene Ontology annotation, biological process: microtubule-based movement. The record is from RefSeq and is a predicted model, not a curated record.